Molecule: messenger RNA, 733 nt
Organism: Paramecium sonneborni
Lineage: Eukaryota; Ciliophora; Oligohymenophorea; Peniculida; Parameciidae
Source: the annotation of a GenBank genome assembly
AAUUAAUGUUACCACUCACUUAAGUAAAUAGAAGUUUAUUUCAUCAUAGAACAUUUACCAUAGAUAAUCAACUUCCUUAUUGUAAAAACAUUUUGAAACAAGAAAGAAUUCUCCUGUAACAAUCAUCAGAGCUCCUGCACUUCCUAAAAGGUAGCCCUUGAGUGGUUCUUCUUUGUGUUUAAGAACUCCUUAUUAAGAUAUUAAAUUAAGAAUGCAUACAUAAGUAGUAAAUAUUGUUAUUUUAAGUAAAGUGAAGAAUCUAAGUUUAAUUCUACAAUAUAGCAGGAUGAUUCAUAAAAUUAAUAAAUGAGUUUGUUUGUAGAUAUUAAGAAUGAUAAAUUAAGUUGCACAAAAACUACUGUUGCUGAAAGUGUUGAAGAGGACAAAUAAUUAAUCAAAAGUACUUUUAUAUUUCAAUUAGCUUAAAGAAAAUUUUGCAAAAUAAUCAUAUCUGUAAAUGUAGAAAUAAAUUCUUGAUAGGGAUUUGGAAAUACUUUAAUUAUAAAGAACCAUCAAAAUUCUUAAAGAUUAAAAUGUAAUCAUUUAUCUUUAAGAUUAGAAAAAACUUGUAAACGAAAAUUCUGUUAUGAUUAAGGAAAACAUUCAAAUGAAAACUAAAAUUGAUAUACUUGAAAAAAGGAUAGAAGGAUCUCCAACUCAUGCCAGAAUAUCCGAUUAUACAUCUGCAUUAACUGAAGUUGACAAAAUAAAAAUUGAAUCACUUUUAAACUGA